CUUGGAAUCCAUUCGUCCAAAAAUAUCCUCUCCGAACCCAAAAUCUUCCUUCCCCUUAUGCCAAGAGACCAAGAAUCAAACGUGGGCUCAUCAACUAUAGCACUCUUCCUAGUCCCUCAUGUGCCCUCGAUUGCUCGUCUGCUGUCGGCGGUCAGUUUCUGUUCUGUAGCAGCGACGUCGUCUAUCAGAGUAAAAUGUGCAAAAGAAUAGGAAGUUGAUGGCAGCAGCAGAAGCAAGGGCUGUGUGGCAGAGAACAGCUAAUCGUUGUUUUGUUCAAUAAGAUGCCAAAAGAGCUCCCAAAUUAGCUUGCUGCCAAUCCUCAUCUUCAACAACUAAGCAGGUUGAUGCAGGGCCUGCAACUGUAGCAAAAGGGCCAGAUCAUCCUGCUGCUGGCUUCAUGCCUCUUAAUAGGAAUCCUUCAUUGUUGCGCUUCAUCUCUUUGACGCUCGGAGAAUGCAGGCUUCUGGCGUAGUACAAGAUCACAGAGUGACAGUGGUCAAUAUUGGAUCACCAUGAGUAUAAGAUGGCCGAGGCUUCUAACACCCACGCACCUCUCUCAGAUUAUACGAAAGCAGAAAAACCCAUUAACAGCUCUCCAAAUUUUCAGUGAAGCUAAAUGCAAAUACCCCAAUUACCGUCACAACGGUCCAGUUUAUGCCAACAUGAUCAGCAUACUCGGAAACUCAGGCCGAAUCAAUGAGAUGAAGGAAGUAAUUAAUGAGAUGAAAAACGACUCCUGUGAAUGCAAAGAUUCAGUUUUUGUUUCUGUAAUUAAGACCUAUGCAAGAGCUGGGUUGCUGGACGAGGCAGUGUCUCUUUUCAAGAACAUUUCACAGUUCAACUGUGUGAAUUGGACGCAGUCUUUCAAUACCCUUUUGGAGAUUAUGGUGAAAGAGUCCAAGCUUGAAGCAGCUCAUCGUAUUUUCAUGGAGCAUUGUUGUGGAUGGGAAGUGAGCUCGCGGGUUCGGUCCUUGAAUUUGCUUAUGCUUGCUUUGUGCCAAAAGGGUCGUUCAGAUAUUGCACUGCAAGUUUUCCAAGAGAUGGAUUAUCAAAGUUGCAAUCCGGAUAGGGAAAGUUACCGGAUACUAAUG
This is a messenger RNA of Prunus mume (Japanese apricot), 1091 nucleotides long. Lineage: Eukaryota; Viridiplantae; Streptophyta; Magnoliopsida; Rosales; Rosaceae. The record is from RefSeq and is a predicted model, not a curated record.